Messenger RNA from Candidozyma haemuli, 435 nucleotides. RefSeq lists its product as uncharacterized. The transcript has a single exon. NCBI's taxonomy places the organism in Eukaryota, Fungi, Ascomycota, Pichiomycetes, Serinales, Metschnikowiaceae. Gene Ontology annotation, cellular component: mitochondrial membrane. The coding region runs from base 1 to 435 and encodes 144 amino acids. The record is from RefSeq and is a predicted model, not a curated record. Gene Ontology annotation, biological process: mitochondrial respiratory chain complex III assembly.
AUGUCAAAUCCUAGACCCGCCUGGAGAGCUUGGGCUCGUGUUUAUGUCACCGGUGCCAUUAUUAUAGGAACAGGUGUGCUCCUUUAUAAUUACACAGUUCCCACUGAUGAGGAGCUCAUUGCUCGUUUCUCGCCGGAAAUCAGAGCAGACUAUGAGCGCAACAAGAAGUUGAGACAGCAAGAACAACAAGAGUUAAUGAAAAUUGUCCAGCAAACAUAUAAAUCAAACGAUCCGGUUUGGAAAGCCGGCCCGAUCAAGUCUCCGUUCGAAAAAGAUGGCCGUGGCAUUGAUCCACAUUUGGUCGACAAGACAGCUUUCUUUAAGAACGAAGAGGAUGAAAAAAGAAAGCUCGAAGUCGAGAAGGCUAGCGCCGAGCUCGAGGAAACUAAGCAUUUGAUGGAACAGUCCAAGAAGAGCUGGUGGAAGUUCUGGUAA